GAUAUCACCAAUUUUGCGAUCAAAUUUAUUCUUCUAGAUACUUCACUAUCGUAAUCCUAUCUCAUUUUUGUCACUCCUUUACCAUUUCUACGACAUCUCGCACCAUUCGCGAGUUAUUUACGAUCAUACACGACCCUUUACACCUACAACUUCCGAUUGCCAAUAAACACCAGCCGACUUUUCGACCCACUCCCAUGCUUGCGACGCGGUCGCACACGUAGCCAAGAUGCCUGUCGUCAAAGGAGGAGUGUGGACCAACAUCGAAGAUGAAAUUUUGAAGGUUUCCGUUUCCAAGUAUGGUCUUAAUCAAUGGGCGCGUGUUUCAUCGUUGCUGCCACGCAAGACUCCAAAACAGUGCAAGGCGCGAUGGAACGAAUGGCUUGAUCCAAGCAUUAAGAAGAUCGAAUGGAGUAAAGAAGAGGACGAGAAGCUAUUGCAUCUAGCUAAAUUGAUGCCCACGCAAUGGCGAACUAUCGCUCCUAUCGUUGGCCGUACCGCGAAUCAGUGCUUAGAACGCUACCAGAAACUCCUUGACGAGGCUGAACAACGAGAAUCAUCUGGCCUAGGCCUCACCGGACCCGAAGGCGGCGAAACCCAAGCACCCACAGCCGAUGAUGUACGACGACUCCGACCGGGAGAAGUUGACCCAGAUCCGGAGAGCAAGCCUGCGAAGCCUGAUACAAUCGAUCUCGAUGAAGACGAGAAGGAAAUGCUGAGCGAGGCGCGUGCUCGUUUGGCGAACACUCAAGGAAAAAAGGCUAAGCGAAAGGCUCGAGAACGCCAACAAGAGGAGUCCCGCCGACUUGCAGCCUUGCAGAAACGGCGAGAACUGAAGACUGCUGGCAUCAACAUUAAGGUUGUCACGCGCAAGAAGGGACAAAUGGACUACAAUGCCGACAUUCCAUUCGAGAAGGCACCCGCCCAAGGGUUCUACGAUACCACAGAGGAGAUGACUCGAAACGAAAAGCAGCGAGCUGCGUUCGACCCCCGCAAACAACAGCUAGCAAGCAAGAGAAAAGGGGACGAAAAUGACGAAUCUGAUCGAAAGAGACGGAAGAAUGAUAAGGAUGCCCCUUCUGCCUCGAUGCAGGCUGCCUUGAAAGCUGGGCAAAUGCAAAAGGUCCGAGAGGCUGAGCAGAGCAGCAAGAGAAGAGCUCUCGUCCUGCCGACUCCCCAAGUAAGCGAUGGCGAGCUUGAGGAUAUCGUCAAGAUGGGCAUGAUGGGCGAGCGGGCAAAUCUGCUUGCUCAGACUAGCGAGAAUGAUGCUACUAGAGGACUUGUCAAUACGUACUCUACUCUUAACUCGCAAACCCCUAUCCGUACUCCUAUGGCACCCCCUCAGCAGGAUCGAAUUGCGAACGAGAUAAAGAACAUUCGAGCAUUGACCGAGAAUCAGUCUGUACUAUUGGGGGGUGAAAACGCUGAUCUUCAAGAAGGUACUGGCUCUACGGGAUUCGAAGGAGCUACCCCUCGAAAGCAAGUCAUGUCAACCCCUAAUCCUCUAGCUACUCCUCUCCGAGCUGGUAUGAAUGGCGCCGGUACCACUCCCCGAAGGCCCGGAGAGACCCCUCUUCGUACUCCCCGAGACAGCUUUGCCCUUAAUUCAGGAGAAGAGGAGAUGUCUAUGGUUGGAGGUACAGCUAAGGAUAUGCGACUCCGGGAGUUGUCAGUGAAGCACCAGCUCAAGCAAGGCCUCGCUUCCUUACCAAAGCCAAAAGAAACAGAAUGGGAACUUGAGAUCCCCGAAGAUCAGCAAGAAGUCAUGGAUGUAGAUGAGACAGAGGAAGAUGCCGAAGUACGGGACCGACGAGAGCGAGCUAUCAGAGAAGCCGAAGAACGACUGGAGCGAAGGCGACGCACACAAGUCAUGCAGAAAGAGCUUCCUCGACCGAAAUCUGUCAACCUGGAAGCCCUUGUCCAACAAGCAUCUGCAAUUUCAGACCCCAUUGAAGCGCAGAUUGCUAAAGAAGCCGCCUUGCUUAUUGCAAAUGAUGCCGUAAAAUUCCCCAUCUCGGGCUCAAAACCCAGUGUUGGUCCUGUCCGUCUACAACAAAUCGACGACGUUUCGCUGGAUGAAGCGCGCUUGCAAGUUCUUAUGGAGGUCAAGGGAAAGGCCCAGCUGGAAGAAAUCCAAGAAAGCUGGGAACGAGAAGGUAGCAACGCGCUCCUUUUAGGUUUGGGCUGCUAUGAAGAUGACGACGAAGAACAUGUGGCAGCUAUGAAUGCAGCUCUUGACUCAGUACAAGAGUCCACCAUGGCGACUGCGGAAAAGUGCUCGAAGCUUGAGAAGAAAUUGACACUCCAUCUAGGAGGUUACCAGCAACGAGCUAAGACAUUGCGGUCGAAGAUGGGCGAGGCACAUGAGGCGCUUCAAAAGGCCAAUUUCGCCCUAAGCGCAUUCAAGACACUAGCAGUAUCGGAGGAGAUCGCGGCCAAGAGCCGAUUGGAGGCUCUCAGAGAAGAGGUCGGCCAUAUCACACGCCGAGAGCGCGAGGCUCAGGAGGCGUACCGUCAAACUAAAGAGGAACUCGACGCCUUCACAAACGGUAUUAAUGGGUUUCAUUGAUUUCACGACUGCCAAAUUGAAGGAUCAUUCGAACACGGGCUUGUAUUUAC
Annulohypoxylon maeteangense is the source of this 2616-nucleotide messenger RNA. Its product is annotated as pre-mRNA splicing factor component-domain-containing protein. Gene Ontology annotation, cellular component: Prp19 complex; spliceosomal complex. The record is from RefSeq and is a predicted model, not a curated record. Gene Ontology annotation, biological process: mRNA splicing, via spliceosome. NCBI's taxonomy places the organism in Eukaryota, Fungi, Ascomycota, Sordariomycetes, Xylariales, Hypoxylaceae. The transcript has 2 exons. Bases 227 to 2566 code for a protein of 779 amino acids.